Messenger RNA from Salarias fasciatus (jewelled blenny), 918 nucleotides. RefSeq names its product histone-lysine N-methyltransferase, H3 lysine-36 specific-like. Gene Ontology annotation, cellular component: polytene chromosome; nucleus. Bases 13 to 918 code for a protein of 301 amino acids. The record is from RefSeq and is a predicted model, not a curated record. Lineage: Eukaryota; Metazoa; Chordata; Actinopteri; Blenniiformes; Blenniidae. The transcript is spliced from 10 exons. Gene Ontology annotation, molecular function: protein binding; transcription regulator activity; histone H4K20 methyltransferase activity. Gene Ontology annotation, biological process: regulation of DNA damage response, signal transduction by p53 class mediator; regulation of transcription by RNA polymerase II.
CUGAAGAGGACAAUGCCAAGGCGGAGGCGUUUAAAGCCAAAAGAUGAAGCAUUGUUUUACAUUGAGUCUGGAAAAGACAAAGAGGGACUUGAUGUCAAGUGCAUCAGUUCUUUUAAAGGGCGGGGUGUCUUUGCUUCCACUUCAUUUGAAAAGGGAGACUUCCUGAUGGAGUAUCGUGGCGAACUUAUCAGCAAACAAGAAUGUGAGAGGAGACAACGAGUUUACCACAAAAACCUCAAGGCCUUCUUGUUCGAGUUUCGCUUUGAUGGGAAACUGUGGUGCAUUGAUGCAGCAAAAGAAGAUGGAUCAAUCGGAAGGCUAGUCAAUGACGACCAUAUCAACCCAAAUGCCAAAAUGAAGUAUUUGAAUAUGGAAGGAAAGCCCCAUCUCUGUCUGUUUGCCACACGGGACAUCGACCCUGGAGAGGAGAUCACAUAUAAUUAUGGGGACUCAGACUGGCCUUGGAGAAGCAAGCCUCCUGAUGUGGACAUGUCCUCUCCGAGAGCUUCUGGUGCCACAGACCCUGGACAGUGCUCGGUGGACAGACAGGACUCCCCAUUGCCUGUGAGCCAAAGUGACCAGAGUCCAGUGCUUGGGCUGCAACCCAGUUUUGAAAAGCCUCCUGAUGUGGACAUGUCCUCUCCGAGAGCUUCUGGUGCCACAGACCCUGGGCAGCCUCCUGAUGUGGACAUGUCCUCUCCGAGAGCUUCUGGUGCCACAGACCCUGGACAGUGCUCGGUGGACAGACAGGACUCCCCAUUGCCUGUGAGCCAAAGUGACCAGAGUCCAGUGCUUGGGCUGCAACCCAGUUUUGAAAAGCCUCCUGAUGUGGACAUGUCCUCUCUGAGAGCUUCUGGUGCCACAGACCCUGGACAGCCUGUCACAGAAUCUGGCAUCAGUGCUGCUACAGACGGGUGA